Molecule: messenger RNA, 4426 nt
Organism: Camelus dromedarius (Arabian camel)
Lineage: Eukaryota; Metazoa; Chordata; Mammalia; Artiodactyla; Camelidae
Gene: AXIN2
Product: axin 2
Exons: 11
Coding region: 497-3028 (843 amino acids)
Biological process (GO): positive regulation of proteasomal ubiquitin-dependent protein catabolic process; cell development; regulation of centromeric sister chromatid cohesion
Cellular component (GO): beta-catenin destruction complex; nucleus; plasma membrane
Molecular function (GO): ubiquitin protein ligase binding; I-SMAD binding; molecular adaptor activity
Source: RefSeq, a predicted model, not a curated record
UUUUUGUUGGAAGCGCCCGGAGGACAUUUGGUGCGCGGAGUGACUGCUGGAAACAGGACCUGUGUUGAAAGCCGGGCCGGGCGGGGGCCAGAGGGGCCGGGGGCGGCCGCGGCGGGGGCGGAGGCCCACUCGGAUCUUUUGCAUAAAAGGGGCGGCGGGGCGCGCGGCUUCCCCUCCCUCGCUGGUGGAUCGCCCUCUAAUCCCGGGAUUGUUGUUUCCCCGCACUCCCUCCCCUGCCGCGCGACUCCCCAUGUUCCCCGACGCCGGGACCGGCCCGGGGGGGCCCGGGGCUGCCGCUGCGAGCCGAUCCGGGGGCUGGGGCCGGGGCCCUGCCCGGGGCGCCUGCGAGGUCUCACCGCGGAGCGCGCGCGCGGAUCAAUGAAAGGAGGCUCAGAUGAGUCCCUGCUGACUUGAGAGAGAGAGACCACGCUGAUUGCUGAGAGGAACUGGAAGAAGAAAAAAAUUUCCUAAACUCAGUGAGAAGAACUCACAAGCCAUGAGUAGUGCUGUGUUGGUGCCUCGCCUCCCAGACCCCAGCAGCAGCUUCCGGGAGGAUGCUCCGCGGCCCCCGGUUCCAGGGGAAGAAGGGGAGACCCCACCGUGCCAGCCCGGAGUGGGAAAGGGCCAGGUCACCAAACCCAUGCCUGUCUCCUCCAACACCAGGCGGAAUGAGGAUGGGUUGGGGGAGCCAGAGGGGCGGGCAUCUCCGGAUUCCCCUCUGACCAGGUGGACCAAAUCACUGCACUCCUUGUUGGGUGAUCAGGAUGGUGCUUAUCUUUUCCGGACUUUCUUGGAGAGGGAGAAAUGCGUGGAUACCUUAGACUUCUGGUUUGCCUGUAAUGGGUUCAGGCAGAUGAGCCUGAAGGAUACCAAAACUUCACGAGUAGCCAAAGCGAUCUACAAAAGGUACAUCGAGAACAACAGCAUUGUCUCCAAGCAGCUGAAACCAGCCACCAAGACCUACAUAAGAGAUGGCAUCAAGAAGCAGCAGAUUGAUUCGAUCAUGUUCGACCAAGCACAGACUGAGAUCCAGGCGGUGAUGGAGGACAAUGCCUACCAGAUGUUUUUGACUUCUGAUAUAUACCUCGAAUAUGUGAGGAGUGGGGGAGAAAACACAGCUUACAUGAGUAACGGGGGACUGGGGAGCUUGAAGCUCGUGUGUGGCUAUCUCCCCACCUUGAAUGAAGAAGAGGAGUGGACUUGUGCUGACUUCAAGUGCAAACUGUCACCCACUGUGGUUGGCUUGUCCAGCAAAACUCUGAGGGCUACAGCAAAUGUGAGGUCCACAGAAACUGUUGAAAACACAUACAGGUCCUUCAGGAGGAGCGACCCUGUGAACCCAUACCACGUAAGUUCCGGCUAUGUCUUCGCGCCGGCCACCAGCGCCAAUGACAGCGAGAUAUCCAGUGAUGCACUGACCGAUGAUUCCAUGUCCAUGACGGAUAGUAGCGUAGAUGGAAUCCCUCCUUAUCGUGUGGGGAGUAAGAAACAGCUCCAGAGAGAAAUGCAUCGCAGCGUGAAGGCCAAUGGCCAAGUGUCUCUACCUCAUUUCCCGAGAACCCACCGCCUGCCCAAGGAGAUGACCCCGGUGGAACCCGCCACCUUCGCGGCCGAGCUGAUCUCCAGGCUGGAGAAGCUGAAGCUGGAAUUGGAGACCCGCCACAGCCUGGAGGAGCGCCUGCAGCAGAUCCGAGAGGAUGAAGAGAAGGAGGGCUCGGAGCUGGCGCUGAGCUCCCGGGACGCGGGGCCCACCCAGCACCCCCUCUCCCUCCUGCCCUCGGGCAGCUAUGAGGAGGACCCGCAGACCAUUCUGGAUGACCACCUGUCCAGGGUCCUCAAGACCCCCGGCUGCCAGUCCCCAGGUGUGGGCCGCUACAGCCCCCGCGCCCGCUCCCCUGACCACCACCACCACCACCACCAGCAGUACCACCCGCUCCUCCCGCCCGGGGGCAAGCUGCCCCCCGCUGCCGCCUCCCCGGCCAGCUGCCCCCUCCUCGGGGCCAAGGGCUUCGUGACCAAGCAGACGACGAAGCACGUCCACCACCACUACAUCCAUCACCACGCCGUCCCCAAGACCAAGGAGGAGAUCGAGGCCGAGGCCACCCAGCGGGUGCGCUGCUUCUGCCCCGGGGGUGCCGAGUACUACUCCUACUCGAAAUGCAAGAGCCACCCCAGGUUGCCGGAGCCCUCAGCAUCCGAGCAGUUCGGCGGCAGCAGAGGCAGUACCCCACCCAAACGAAGUGGGAAAGGCACGGAGCCGGGCCCGGCCCUGCCCGCCAGGGAAGGAGGGGCCCCCGGCGGAGCGGGGGCGCUGCAGCUUCCCGGGGAGGAAGGAGGCAGGUCGCAGGAUGUCUGGCAGUGGGUGCUGGAGAGCGAGCGGCCCGGCAAGCCCAGGCCCCAUAGUGCCCAAAGCACAAAACGGGCCUACCCCUUGGAGUCUGCCCGCGCAGCCCCAGCGGAGCGGGCCGGCCGCCACCAUCUGUGGGGGGGCAGCGGCGGGCACCCCCGCACGGCACCCCGCGCCCACCCGUUCGCCCAGGACCCUGCCAUGCCUCCCCUGACCCCACCCAACACCCUGGCACAGCUGGAGGAGGCCUGCCGCAGGCUGGCCGAGGUGUCCAAGCCCCCAAAACAGCGGUGCUGCGCAGCAAGUCAGCAGAGGGACAGGAACCACUCCACCACUGGUCAGCCAGGAGCCACGUCCUUCUCCAACCCAAGCCUGGCUGCAGAAGAUCACAAAGAGCCAAAGAAACUAGCAGGGGUCCACGCUCUCCAGGCCAGUGAGCUGGUCGUCACUUACUUUUUCUGCGGAGAAGAAAUCCCCUACAGGAGGAUGCUGAAGGCUCAGAGCUUGACCCUGGGCCACUUUAAAGAGCAGCUCAGCAAAAAGGGAAAUUAUAGGUAUUACUUCAAAAAAGCCAGCGAUGAGUUUGCCUGUGGCGCGGUGUUCGAGGAGGUCUGGGACGAUGAGGUGGUGCUCCCCAUGUAUGAAGGCAGGAUCCUGGGGAAGGUGGAGAGGAUCGACUGAGCCUGGAGGGCCUGCCGCUGGCCAGCGGUGGGGCGAAGCCCUCCCGCCCGGUCUUGGACCUGAGCGACCGGGACAUGACACUUUGAAGGAGACUAAACCAAUGAAGUCGAAGUCUAGGGGAAGAACCUCGGCUGCUGGGCCUUCGGGAGGGCGGGGGGAGGUUGGUUUUCAUUACUCAUGGGCUGGGCACUGAGAUGAGAGAAGCCUGAACUAUUUAUUAAAAACAUGACCACUCUUGGCUGUCGAAGAUGCUGACUGUAUUUGAGAGACUGCCAUGCGCAAUAUAUGACUUCCUAGGGAUCUGAAAUCCAUAAACUAAGAGAAACUGUAUAGCUUACCUGAACAGGAGUCCUUACUGAUAUUUAUUGAACAAUUGAUUCCCGCCCCCCCCCAGCCCCCAGCCCCAGUUUAUGGAUAUGCUGCUUUAAACACGGAAAGGGGAGAGAGGAAGUUUUUAAUUGUUCUAUCUAAACUUUGGAGUUGAGCUCGGUGUGCAUUAAUGAUUUCUUCAUUAAAAGUGGAAUUCAGCUCUACCCUGUGUUUCUCCAAGGGAAGAUAGACUUUUUUUUUUUUUAAUGGUGCCCUACUAUUGACACACAGAAAUCGGUGCAUUUUUUUCCCCCGAUGCUGCUCUAUUUUGUCAUAAAGGUCUUUGAUGAGGAUGCAAGUCACCGCCGUCUGGCGGGGCCAUCGCGUUGGGUGGGGUGGUUUAUUACAGUGGGGGGCGCUGACUGGGGCCCCGGGUUCAUCUUGUAACUUCUUGUAUCUCCUCACCACGGCUCAGCCCCCGAUGGCUGGGGCCUGCUAGAACCUAGUGGUGCACCUUGUGCUUUUAUUGAAAUGGCAAUUCCGUGGAGUUUUUUGUUUUUUUUUUUUAAUCAUCCUUUGGACCCCCAGCCAUCCUGGAACUCCCCCCCCCCCCCGCUGCAAAGAAGCGAACAGUUGUCGGGGGUAGGGGGGAACAGUUAGCAGCGCAUUUUCCUCCAGACGCCUUCAUUCUGACGUUCGGGUUUUUAUGUUAACUUAAUCUGUAGUCUGUUUGCCAUCGUUACCUGUACUAGACGUCUGUAUAUAUCGUGCGGCAAAGGAGUAUUAAUCCACUGUCUCGAGUGCUUGACUGAAUCAGUACAGUACCUGUACCUGCACGGGGCUCGCUCCGUGUGUCGCCCUAUAUUGAGGGCUUGAGCUUUCCCUUGUUUUUAGAAAGGGGUUUAUGUAUAAAUAUAUUUUAUGCCUUUUUACUACAAGUCUUGUACUCAGUGACUUUUGCCAUGGCAUUUUGUUCUACUUAUACUGUAAAUUAUGCAUUAUAAAGAGUUCAUUUAAGGAGAAUUACUUGGUACAAUAAUUAUUGUAAUUAAGAGAUGUAGCCUUUAUUAAAAUUUUAUAUUUUUCAAA